Molecule: messenger RNA, 1092 nt
Organism: Caenorhabditis elegans
Lineage: Eukaryota; Metazoa; Nematoda; Chromadorea; Rhabditida; Rhabditidae
Gene: T27E7.3
Product: Serpentine Receptor, class Z
Exons: 6
Coding region: 1-1092 (363 amino acids)
Source: RefSeq, marked reviewed
AUGUUCAACGAGAGUCUAUUCUCGAAUUCUACCUCUGAAAUUGAGCCAACUUUAAAUCUGGGCUCUUAUUUAAUUGACCUGAUUUUUCCUUUCAUCAAAACUUUUGUAAAGCAAUUGAUUUUUACCGUUGUAUUCUUUCUUGGGAUGUCCAUAGUUUGGUUCACAACAAUUUCAUCUUUUCUUGUUAUAAACCAGAAUUUGAGAAAGGAAUGGAUGAAGCUCCCCGAGUUCACAAUCAUCAACCAUGCUCACCACGUCAUCACAAAUCAUUUUGUGAAAGUCAUAGCCGGUGCCGUUGCUUGUAUAGUUAUUAUAAUUUUUGUUUAUAUCCGUUACCCUAAUUAUGGAUUAAUUGAUUUCUUUCUACUAUUACCCUGUGGAGUUUUUUGGACAGUCUGGGGAGUUUAUAUUUAUAUUGCCACACUCUUCACUCAAGUUUAUCAGUUUCUUUUGGCGCGUUACAUUUUCGAACAUAGUUCAAAACUGGGAAAAGAUGAGCCACAGCUCACGGAACUUCAAAUUGGCAGAAAACAAUACGCAACAAAAAGCACCAUUAAAACACUCUACAUUUGUUGUAUUAUCAGAGAUUAUGUGUUAAGCCCAGUAGUUGCUUGUGUUUCAGUUAUAUAUUUUAUUGGUUCAAUUUCGAUUGAAACAUUUUCUCUUGAAACACUAUUUUCACUCAAGUCUCAGUUUACUAUUUUUCGAAUUUUCCAGCUGAUUGCGAUGGACUCCACUAUACUUUUUGUACCAGCUGCUGUAUUGUACUAUCUCAGUCAGAGACGGAACCUGAAUAAUAAGGAACAUGUCAAAAAUCCAUUACAAGUUCAUAUAUUCCAUCAGGCAAUGAUUAUGACAGGAAUUAAAGUGAUAUUAAUCGCACUUUGCAUAAUAAUGUCUCUCAUUGACCAGAAUCUUUCUUGGAUAACUACCGCUACACAAUUGGACCCAAUUUUGGUAGUUGUUUCAAUUCAAAUCUCUACGACAAGAUGUUUCAAAAAAAGAUUGAUAGCCUACCGAGAGGGCAGGAACCUGGAAGUUGUGAUACCUACACUGGCUCCAAUCAAUCAUGAUCAACCUCCAAAGUAUUAA